Molecule: messenger RNA, 2196 nt
Organism: Urocitellus parryii (Arctic ground squirrel)
Lineage: Eukaryota; Metazoa; Chordata; Mammalia; Rodentia; Sciuridae
Gene: Pdgfa
Product: platelet derived growth factor subunit A
Biological process (GO): platelet-derived growth factor receptor signaling pathway; positive regulation of cell migration; positive regulation of cell population proliferation
Cellular component (GO): membrane
Molecular function (GO): growth factor activity; platelet-derived growth factor receptor binding
Source: RefSeq, a predicted model, not a curated record
GCGCUAUUUAGACGCCGCAGAAGUGCCGGGAGAGUCCCCACCCUUCAGGUAUUUGGGGGAAAGCGAGCGUCACCAAAGCCCCUCUCGACUCAAGAUUCCGAAAUGCGGGAGCGGCACGCGGGGCUGCGCGCCUUUCCUGCGGGUCCAGACGGAGGACUGCGCGCCGGAGGCACGAUUCAUUUACAGGAAGGGGGUGAUGGCUGGGGCCGGCAGAAUUCUCCUCGGCUGCCCCUCACCCACCGGGCGUCUCUUACUCUCCAGCUUAGGUCGUCUACUUUGGGGGUCCCCAAGAAUAGCCACCCCCAAACCCGGUACCUGGGAAGUACGCCCCCUCGAGGGAGGGACACUGGCAGGCAUCUGGUGCUACCUUUCGGGACCAACCCCACUUGGUCUAGACUGGCGAUAUCCACAGCGCCUGGACACACCCGCUUUUUGGCCGCGGGGGAGCGGUUCAGCCCUGCUCAGACCUAGUCUGCGCGCGUCGCUCCCCCGCGUCGCGCCCUGUGCUGAGCCGUGGCCGGAGGUGGCGCUCUGUGAGCCCCGCGGCUCCCGACGCAGAACCCAGGAGCUCCUCCUGAGCGUCUCCUUUCUCUUCUUUCCACCUCUCGGUUCCCAGCUCAGGGUGCAGCCCAGCCUUCCGCGAGGGAGUGGGGACUCGGGGGGUGCGGGGUUCACAAGAGAGAGAUGAGGCAGGCUGCAGUCCCCUCCCUGACCAGGGUUCGUUCCCACCUCGAAAUGUGGGUGGAGGUUCCUUUUUCAGGUGCCCAGGCUUCGGAUCCUGGGCGGGGGCGCGUGGCAGCCGCCAGGUGAGUGCCCCAGACGCGCCCUUAAGCCAGCCCCACCUCUCCCUAGAGACUCACUCCCCCUCCUUUUAUGGAGAGGGGGAAGGCAGGGGCCCUGGAUCCAGACGGUGGAAAGCGGCCGAGCGCCGGGGCGGGGGCCGGGCCGGCUCUCGUGCCCUUUUUGGCGCAGCAGCUCUGGGCGCUGCCCUCUGCUGCUGCUGGGGCCCGGGAGAGGCGAGCCGGCGGCGGCAGCGCUUCUGCGGCGGCCUCCUCCCCUCCCCGCCCGGUGCCGCAGGAUUGCAGCUGGCACUGGAGGGUGGGCAAGCUCGAGGGAGGGGCGCGCGGGGAACCCUGCCGCCUGUGCUCGGAGCCGGGCGCCGGGCUUUGAUGGAUUUGGCUGCCUGCGUGAACGCGAGUGUGCUCACUGCAGUAGCGGUGGCGGCCUGGCCCUGCCGGGCCCUCAAGACCCCCCGCACGCUUCCGAGGAGCCCGGCUGGAGCGCCCGCCCUGCGGCCUCGCCUCCCCGCCGAGCCGCCAGCGCCUCGGGACGCGAUGAGGACCUGGGCUUGCCUGCUGCUCCUCGGCUGCGGAUACCUCGCCCAUGCCCUGGCCGAGGAAGCUGAGAUCCCCCGCGAGCUGAUCGAGCGGCUGGCCCGUAGUGAGAUCCACAGCAUCCGCGACCUCCAGCGACUCCUGGAGAUAGACUCCGUAGGAGCCGAGGAUGCCUUGGGAACCAGCCUGAGAGCCCACCGGGCCCACGCCACCAAGCAUGCGCCCGAGAAGCGGCCUGUGCCCAUUCGGAGGAAAAGGAGCAUCGAGGAAGCCAUUCCUGCUGUCUGCAAGACCAGGACGGUCAUUUACGAGAUACCUCGGAGCCAGGUGGACCCCACGUCUGCCAACUUCCUGAUCUGGCCGCCGUGCGUGGAGGUGAAGCGCUGCACCGGCUGCUGCAACACGAGCAGUGUCAAGUGCCAGCCCUCGCGGGUCCACCACCGGAGCGUCAAGGUGGCCAAGGUGGAAUACGUCAGGAAGAAGCCACGGUUGAAAGAGGUCCAGGUGAGGCUGGAGGAGCACUUGGAGUGUGCUUGCGCACCCUCCAGCCUGAGUCCAGACCACCGGGAAGAGGAGACCGAUGUGAGGUGAGGAUCAGCAGCAGCCCUCUCCUGGGACACGGAUGUACAUGGCGUGUUACAUUCCUGAACCUACUAUGUACGGUGCUUUAUUGCCGGCGUGCGGUCUUUGUUCUCCUCCGUGAAAAACUGUGUCCAAGAGCACUCUGGAGAACAAAGAGACAGUGUACAUUUGUUCAGUGUGACAGCAAAGCAAGUAUUGUAGCACUCGGAGAAACUGUAAGCUUCCUUGUCAGAGAGAGAGAGAGAGAGAGAGAGACAGAGAGAGAGAGAGAGAGAGAAAA